Theobroma cacao (cacao) is the source of this 788-nucleotide messenger RNA. RefSeq lists its product as uncharacterized. NCBI's taxonomy places the organism in Eukaryota, Viridiplantae, Streptophyta, Magnoliopsida, Malvales, Malvaceae. The record is from RefSeq and is a predicted model, not a curated record.
AUGUAUGGGAUUUAUACACCGACUCUGAAACCUUCACUCCUUCUUUAUAUAUAGAUAUGGCUCUCUUGUAGUUAUCUCUCUUUCUUGGGCUUCUUUUUUUUUGGGUUCUCUCUUUCAAUCAAAUCAUCUUCUUCUUCUUCGUAUUGUUCUCUUAAUUAUUCAGCGAAAUUCAAAGCCUUCAAUAAUGGUGGAUCUUCAAACUGUUUGCUGCAUGUGCGGCGACGUUGGUUUCCCUGACAAGCUCUUCCGCUGCAACAAAUGCCGCCACCGUUUUCAACAUUCGUAUUGCAGUAACUAUUACAGUGAGUUGGCAGAGCCAAUUGAACUGUGUGAUUGGUGCCAAAGCGAGGAAAGAAGCUCAAGGCACGGAAGCUCUUCAAAGAAAUCAUCAACCGGAAACGAAACUGGAAUUACAAACCGAUCCGAGUAUUCGGGUACUGACAAAAUCAAGCAACAAGAUCGAGACGAGAGCGCUGAGAAAGGAAAGAGCAGCGGGACUCCUUCUCCAAGGCCUACGACACGCAGGUACAAGCUUCUCAAGGAUGUGAUGUGCUAAAAAAACAAAAAGACUUGAAAAAAAGAAAACCCACAAAGAAAAAAAGAAGAGAGUUUGUGUCGAGUCUGUGUUGAUAGUAGCAAAUGUUCAUAAGUUGUUUAUCCCAGUGUUUUCUUUCGAGGGUCAUGGAUGAAUUUUGUUGGAAGUAUGGCUUUCACUUUUCUUUCAGUAAGUUGUUAAUAAUAAAAUAAUGUAACUUUAAUCAAAUUGGUUCGGUGGCACAAGUUUUUAA